Molecule: messenger RNA, 1008 nt
Organism: Parnassius apollo (apollo)
Lineage: Eukaryota; Metazoa; Arthropoda; Insecta; Lepidoptera; Papilionidae
Source: the annotation of a GenBank genome assembly
AUGGAGUUUGAAACCGUUUGUCGGACUUGUUUGGGGAAAACGACCCUAAACCCAUUAUUUACGAAUUUAAACGAUCGAUACUCGAAAGAAAUUUACUUAAUUUCUGGUGUUAAGGUCGAAUACAACGACGGCUUCCCACAGAACGUAUGCUUGGACUGUGUGAGCUCCCUCAAUGACGCCAUUAAAUUUCGAGAGCUAUGUAUAAGUACAGAAGGUCAAUUAUUAAGAAUUAAAAAUGAAGUACAUGAAAAAGUUACAGAAAGACAACUAGAAACUGAAUUUAAAUUUGAAACAUUUCUAGAUGAAGAUGUGGAGAUUAAACAAGAGAAUGAUGAAACAAAUGAUAAAGAUGAGAAGUUAUUAAAGUCUAUGACAGGAACGGUAAAUUCAUUUGAAGACUUUAAGCUUGAUGUCUGCGAAAAUACAGUUAAGAAACACUCUGAAUUAUCAAUAAAAAAUGAAAGUAAUGAUGACUUAGAAAUCUCAGAUGCUUUAAAUAUUCUUGAUGAAAAAACUGUUAACUGUCAAGAUAGCACAAAAGAUUUAAUAAAAAAUAGCACUCAACAUCAUAUUGAAAAAGGUAAUACAGAAACAAAAAAUAAUACUGAACUGCAAUUAAGACAGAAACGUGUGACAUGCAGGAUAUGUCAAAAGAAUCUAUCAAUACGGAGUAUAGCUGUGCAUAUGAACAAGUGUCAUCCGGGAGCUGACGAGAGGAAGGUCAAGUGUGAGCUGUGUGAUAAAUUUGUAUUGAAAGAAAGAUUACAAAAACAUCAAUUGAAGAUGCACGGCCCAGAUUUAAAAAUAUGCGCACACUGUAAAGUACAAUUCGACAGCAACCAAACACUGAUGAAACAUGUCUUAACUUGUUCUGCUAAGAAGAAAUGGAAAAGAUAUGAAUCGGGUAAGAAGUUGACAGAGUGCGACGUGUGUCACAAGGAGAUGCAGAGGGGGGAGCUUGCGUUUGCACAAGGCGGUCAAACACGCCGGCCUGGGACCUGUUUGUGA